UUUAUACAAUUGUGCAACCAAUUAUUAAGCAUAUGUAAAAAUUAAAUUUGACAGUAAGAAAAUUUUGCCAGGCUGUGGAUCUAGUAGGUAGCUUUCUUGUUCACCAAGGCGUUGCAUUUUUCAAUUUUUUGUUGUGCAAAAUGUUGUUAUUUUAUUACAAAUUGUAAGUGAAAACUUGUACAGAUUUCUGUUCCACUUCAAUUAACAGCAUAAGUCUUUGCCCUCCAAAAUGGCAUUGGCGAGAAUAGCUAGAAACGGUUGCCAACAAUCUGGAGGUGCCACGGGUAGAUAUGCUAGAAUACGGGACAUGAUCCGUGAGGAGUCAUCGUCCGUGAGCAAGUCCCACUCCCCUUUCAAUGGGAGCUUCACAGCUUUCCAGCAACAUGUUAAACCUCGCAGCAAUCUUCCGUUUUUCUCAAGCAUUGGCAGGUUUCCUGCAGCAAGUUUUGGCAGUAGGGGGUUGAGGAUGACCCCUCAUUAUGAAUAUGCUCAUGCACAAGCGGCAGUCGAGGAAUCUGAUUCAGAAUAUGAGAAUCUAAAGUAUCCUACUCUUGAAGCAACAAAGCCCGGUGAAAAGCCUCGAGUUGUUGUUAUUGGCAGUGGGUGGGCCGCAUGUAGGUUUCUUAAAGGCCUCAACACCAAGCUAUAUGAUGUUGUUUGUAUAUCGCCAAGGAACCAUAUGGUGUUUACACCUUUGCUUGCCUCAACUUGUGUUGGAACCUUGGAAUUCCGUUCGGUAGCAGAGCCUGUUAGUCAGAUACAGACAGCAUUGGCGAAGGAUCCGAAUUCAUAUUUUUUCCUUGCUUCGUGCAAUGGUCUAGACACGGACAAGCGUGAAGUGUUCUGUGAGACAGCAGUUGAUGGUGAAGAAACAUACCAAUUCAAAGUUGCAUAUGACAAACUGGUAAUUGCUUCUGGAGCUGAACCAUUGACCUUCGGCAUCAAAGGAGUCCAUGAACAUGCUUUUUUUCUUCGAGAAGUGUCUCAUGCCCAAGAAAUAAGGAAGAGGCUUCUCCUAAACCUGAUGCUCUCUGAAAAUCCAGGCAUGUCAGAGGAAGAAAAGGAGAGGCUACUGCACUGUGUUGUUAUCGGUGGUGGACCUACCGGUGUGGAAUUCAGCGGAGAAUUGAGUGAUUUUAUAAUGAGAGAUGUCCGGCAGAGGUAUGCUCAUGUCAAGAACUACAUAAAAGUAACACUCAUUGAGGCGAAUGAGAUUCUAUCAUCAUUUGAUGUGGGAUUAAGGCAAUAUGCAACAAAGCACUUGACAAAGUGUGGAGUGCGCCUUGUGCGUGGUGUCGUUAAAGAGGUGCACCCGAACAAGAUAGUUCUUAGCGAUGGAAGUGAUGUUCCUUAUGGCCUCCUUGUUUGGUCCACCGGAGUCGGUCCCUCAGAAUUUGUAAACUCGUUAUCCCUCCCCAAGGCUCUCGGCGGCAGGAUCGGCAUUGAUGAAUGGCUUCGAGUCUCAUCUGUGGAAGAUGUGUUUGCCAUUGGCGACUGCGCUGGAUUUGUUGAAGGGGUUGGGCGGCCAGUGCUUCCCGCUUUAGCUCAGGUUGCGGAGCGGCAAGGGAAGUAUCUAGUUGAGCUGUUCAACAGAAUGGGGAAAGAGGGAGGUGGUAAGGCCUCUUUUGGCAAAGAUGUUCCUCUAGGUGACCCGUUCGUCUACAAGCAUCUCGGAAGCAUGGCAUCUGUAGGCCGCUACAAGGCCUUGGUCGAUCUCCGCCAGUCCAAGGAUGCUAAGGGUUUAUCACUAGCUGGCUUCUUAAGCUGGUUCAUCUGGCGCUCGGCCUAUCUCACACGAGUAAUCAGCUGGAGAAACAGAUUUUAUGUUGCUAUCAACUGGGCGACCACACUUGUUUUCGGCCGAGACAAUUCCAGGAUCUAA
Molecule: messenger RNA, 1882 nt
Organism: Salvia hispanica
Lineage: Eukaryota; Viridiplantae; Streptophyta; Magnoliopsida; Lamiales; Lamiaceae
Source: RefSeq, a predicted model, not a curated record